Aaosphaeria arxii CBS 175.79 is the source of this 486-nucleotide messenger RNA. RefSeq lists its product as uncharacterized. Gene Ontology annotation, molecular function: RNA binding; structural constituent of ribosome. NCBI's taxonomy places the organism in Eukaryota, Fungi, Ascomycota, Dothideomycetes, Pleosporales. The transcript is spliced from 3 exons. The record is from RefSeq and is a predicted model, not a curated record. The annotation marks the transcript as partial. Gene Ontology annotation, cellular component: cytosolic small ribosomal subunit.
AUGCUUAUUCCCAAGGCCGAUCGCAAGGCGAUUCACGAGUUAGUCUACCACCAAACUCCAAAGGGCGUUCUCGUCGCGAAGAAAGACUUCAACCUCCCCAAGCACGGAGACAUCGAUACCAAGAACCUCUACGUCAUCAAGGCUUGCCAGUCUUUGACCUCCCGCGGUUACCUCAAGACCCGCUUCUCGUGGCAGUACUACUACUACACCCUCACCCCCGAGGGUCUUGACUACCUCCGCGAGUGGCUCCACCUCCCUGCUGAGAUCGUCCCCCAGACGCACAUCAAGCAGCAGCGCUCGCACGCUCCCCCCCGCGGCAUGCUCGGUGGAGACGAGCGCGAGAGGCGCCCCGGCGGCCGUGGUGGCCCCCGCGGUGACCGUGACGGAUACAGGCGUCGUGAUGCCGGCGAGAAGACCGAGGGCGGUGCCCCCGGUGAGUUCAAGCCCGAGUUCCGUGGUGGCUUCGGCCGUGGACGUGGCGCCCCU